AAACAGCAGUGUCAUCAGACACUGCCACGGCAUUAGGAAAGAAGAAAAUGAGGCGUAUUUUGACGAAAAAGUCAUAUGUUCCAGUGAUUGAAGAAGAGGAAGCUGGCGCUCUAUUAGACCUGCCUUUGGAAAGCUUGCUUCCACGAUACCUUCAAAGCUCGUAUAGCUCGCCGGUGACUUUUGCUGAAGAAGAGGCCCAUGGCCAGCGCAAAAAUAAACACGAGUACCAAAAAAGUGCCACGAGUGGGAAUAACUCAGGGUCUCUCCUUGAGAAGGACUCGAGCUAUGCAAAUUACGCAAACUAUUCAAAUUUGUUGCAAGUGAUAUCGCCUGUUGAGAGUGUGAGCAUGUUUAGGCAGAAUUCCCCACGGUUCAUGAGAUCUCCGGGCGGGAACCGUGAGAGCCGUCCAGAUGACAGAAAAGUCUGGCAAUUGGUGCUCAGCGAUAUUUCACUCUCGGCGGCCAGGCUUUCCACCGGUAGCGAGGGGACCUCACGCGAUGAGUUCGAGGAUUUGAAAGGCGACCUUACCCACGCCAAGGUGAAAGAGCACCCCGAUUUCUUUGCGGAGAAUAUGAGACAGGCGAAAGCGAAGUUCUACGGGCACGCCACAGAAGAGGGCGGAGACACAAAGAGAAAUUCCUGAAUGAAGGACACGGUAUUUAUCAUGAGC
Metschnikowia bicuspidata var. bicuspidata NRRL YB-4993 is the source of this 671-nucleotide messenger RNA. RefSeq lists its product as uncharacterized. The coding region runs from base 48 to 644 and encodes 198 amino acids. The transcript has a single exon. NCBI's taxonomy places the organism in Eukaryota, Fungi, Ascomycota, Pichiomycetes, Serinales, Metschnikowiaceae. The record is from RefSeq and is a predicted model, not a curated record.